AUGGCAGGCAAUGGGCCGCGAGUCACAAAACGUUCCUUGAAUGCUUACAUCGACGAAUUGCAUCAGAAGAUUGCUAGUCUGCAGCAGAACGGCGAACGCAUUGAUCCUAGUCCACUCAGCCCAGAUUAUGCAGAGGAUAGGUCUCCCGAUCUCAAACAUGACUCGCCACAAUUGUCCCGCUCAUCAGUUCACGACCAUGAGGAAUCUCAUCAGUUACAUCAAGAGAUUGAAGAUCCAGCUUCCGGGCUCACCAACCCGCUUUCUACAGGCCCUCCGGCCUUUAUGUCCGCAGAUAAUGGGAGGACAUUCUAUCUAGGAACUUCCUCGAACUGGUCAUUCGCUCGUCGGGUACUGAGCCUCACUCACGAGCACAUUUAUCAAGAGGCACUGCCGACAGGGGCCUUGAUAUUUGAUGGCGCAACCUACGAUCUCGGAUGGGAUGGCCUGCGAAGAAGCCACAGCACGGCCGAACCCCCAGCCGUUCCCACUUAUGACCAUGCAAUGUACCUGAUCAACGUCGUCAAGUUCCGCUGCGGGCAGCUGUAUCAUCUAUUCGACGAGAGCGAGUUCAUGGCUAAUCUGCAGGAGUUCUACUCGGAGCCUAAACCCAACGCAACCACCGGGUUGUGGUAUGUUCAUUUUCUUCUCAUUCUUGCUUUUGGAAAGGGGUUCGUGAAGCACAAGGUUCAAGGGAAUAGACCCCCUGGAGCGGACUACUUUGUCAAAGCGUUGGAAAUGCUGCCGGACGUGAUCGUCCUUCAUGAGGCACCGAUCGAGUCCACAGAAGUUAUGUGCUGUAUUGCGCUUUAUCUGCAAGCGUUGGAUUGCAGGUCAUCAGCACACAACUAUAUCGGACAGGCCAUGCGAAUGGCCAUGGCGGAAGGAAUGCACACACAAAUGCCGAUCGAGUAUCUCGGUGAGAAUAUGGUUCAACGGUGUCGCAAGAUCUGGUGGACAGUAUACAUCCUGGAUCGCGAGAUGACCUCGUUGAUGGGUCUCCCCCAGACCCUAAACGACGACCAAAUCAACACUCUCCUCCCAACAUUCCCAGGUUCAAUGCAGCGCACAGCUGCCAUCGGAAUGCACAUCCGACUUUCUCGAAUCAUCGCUGAAAUCAACGGCUCGGUAUAUGCCAUCGACGGUCGCAUUAAUCGAAACUUCCUCCUACGCACAAAAUCCGCCCUCGCAAAUAUCGCCAGUCUGGCCGAUGAACUCCGACGAGCAUUCCCACUGCAAAUGGAUCGCGAGAUCAGCGGUGUUUCUAGAAUUUCUGCAUAUCUUCACCUCCUCUACCACCAAUGUAUCGUCCUCGCAACCCGACCGCUCCUAUUCUGCUUCCUGAAAAUCCGCUUCGAGUCGCCUGAAAAUUGCAUCGAGGUGCUCAAUACUUCCAGGACUGUUCGAAACUUGAUCCAAAUGAGUAUGGACUCUGCUCAGCAGAUAAUUUGCAUCCUUCACAGUCUCCAGACUGAGGGCCUUCUAGAAACAUUCCUCUCCUUCGACCUCGAAUCAAUAUUCGUCUCAACAGUCGUCCUACUAAUGGGCCCAGCAAUCGACACCCGCUGGACAUACCCAAUCUGGCUCGAAAAAGCCUACACAAUCUUCGAAGAAAUAAUCGAAAGUGGAAACCUCCUCGCAAAAUUCCGUCGCUCAGAACUCCACCUUCUGGACGAGUUACUGAGCUGCUUCCCACAAGAACAUCCGCGAUGUCUAUCCGCGCCCGUCUCAUUUCCAAACAAUGUUCUCAAUAACAAUUCUCAAGUUUCCCUGGCUAGUUCAUUCCCGCCCUCCGGACAAGCACAGCCUACUGCUUCUACUGCGCAGGCACAACUCGAGCACGAUAUUCUUUCUGAUCCCGGCGUGGGUGUGGGUGUGGGUGUUCCUGCUUUGGAUGAUCAGGAACUUGGGUUUACGAGUCGUUUGACUGCAGAGCAGAUUAUGGCUGUUGCGGAUUCGAUUGAGAGUAUUGAUACGGAGUGGAUGUCUAAUGCGAUGAUUGAGCAUAGUAUAUGGUGA
This is a messenger RNA of Penicillium cosmopolitanum, 2016 nucleotides long. RefSeq names its product fungal specific transcription factor domain-containing protein. The transcript has 7 exons. Lineage: Eukaryota; Fungi; Ascomycota; Eurotiomycetes; Eurotiales; Aspergillaceae. Gene Ontology annotation, molecular function: zinc ion binding; sequence-specific DNA binding. Gene Ontology annotation, cellular component: nucleus. The record is from RefSeq and is a predicted model, not a curated record. Bases 1 to 2016 code for a protein of 671 amino acids. Gene Ontology annotation, biological process: DNA-templated transcription; positive regulation of transcription by RNA polymerase II.